Molecule: messenger RNA, 8574 nt
Organism: Venturia canescens
Lineage: Eukaryota; Metazoa; Arthropoda; Insecta; Hymenoptera; Ichneumonidae
Gene: bsk
Product: mitogen-activated protein kinase dJNK
Exons: 10
Coding region: 1001-2170 (389 amino acids)
Biological process (GO): JNK cascade; protein phosphorylation
Cellular component (GO): nucleus; cytoplasm
Molecular function (GO): ATP binding; JUN kinase activity
Source: RefSeq, a predicted model, not a curated record
AUAGACGUCAGAGAGAAAGAGAGGGAGCGAGAGAAGAAGACAUUACUAAAGUGUCGAUAGAACGUUCCCGAAGGAUAAAUGAAAAUAAUUUCCAAAAGCAAUAGAUUUUGAGUUAUCGCGAGUGUUAUAAUAGCUUAAAUACGUGUACGUAUAUACAAGCUGUAAAUAUAUAAGCAGGUCGGAGCGCGCACGAUCGGAGAAUCGCGCGCACCGCAAGGAGUGGGAGAGAGACAGCGCUGCCGGGAUCCAUGUUGCUCGACGGGGCGAAUGACGUCAUCAAAUGUUGGUGCAAGUGGAUUCUCGUACGGUGUGUCCCCUCGAUGUUUCCGAUAAUGUUUUCGUGAUAAAGUUUGACGUUCGAACGGUGAUAAAAAAACUUGAGUGAAAAUUUUUUUAGUUCCUUUUCUUUAAACCUUUCCCGGAGAAUCGUGAUUUUACUUGUUUUCAUCGUCAAUUUGGUGCUUCGUGUUGCCGCAAAGCGGUGUCGAAAAAGAAUACGAAAGUAAAUCGGGUUUUGACGUGGAGCUAAAAGCGUGUGCGAUCUGACGUUAAUUGUGCUGCUCGUGCGGUGCUACUGCGUUGCUUACGGACCACGGAAGAUGUACGUCAUGAAGGACUUCACGGCGUCCUGAAUCGGUAUGUGCGGUUUAUCAAUGGGAUUCGGCAUGUGGGAAAAGAUUCGUUCGGUUCUACUACAAUCCGUAGAGUAAAUUGAGCAACCGACAAAAAUGGCAAACGGUUUAUGACGAAUCCGAUUGUUAGACCAAUGAAUAAGGUCUCGUAAGCGAAAGUUAACGAGAGACUCAAAUUUCGUCGGGAGAAAGGAAACGAAAGGAUCUGUUCUCGUUGGAGUUGUCGUCGUUGUUUUGCACGGAAAAGCAACAAUAACAACAAGCACGCCCUCAUCAAAGUGGCUAAGAGCGUAAGUCCUCGUCGAGUGCACCAGGAGUGCUCCGGUGUCGAGAUACAGGUGAAGGAGAGGCGAGAUUCACCGAGGCGCAUGCCUUAUCUGUGGCCUGACAUGACAACCCGGCUAUUCGCCAUGUUUUACACGGUCGAGGUCGGAGACACCAAGUUCACUAUUCUCAAGCGUUACCAGAAUCUCAAGCCGAUUGGCUCGGGGGCGCAGGGAAUCGUCUGCGCUGCAUACGACACCGUAACGGCACAAAAUGUCGCAAUUAAAAAGCUCUCGAGACCUUUUCAAAAUGUUACACACGCCAAGAGAGCUUACCGAGAGUUCAAGCUGAUGAAGCUUGUCAAUCACAAGAAUAUAAUCGGUCUUUUGAAUGCGUUCACUCCACAACGCUCGCUGGACGAGUUUCAAGAUGUUUAUCUGGUUAUGGAGUUGAUGGACGCCAAUCUGUGCCAAGUUAUCCAGAUGGAUCUCGAUCACGAACGCAUGUCUUAUCUCCUCUAUCAGAUGCUCUGCGGCAUCAAGCAUUUACACUCGGCUGGAAUAAUCCACAGGGAUUUGAAACCGAGCAACAUUGUCGUAAAGAGCGACUGCACCCUCAAGAUUCUGGAUUUCGGUUUGGCGAGAACCGCAGGAACGACGUUUAUGAUGACACCUUACGUCGUGACGCGGUAUUAUCGAGCGCCAGAAGUGAUUCUGGGCAUGGGGUACAAGGAGAACGUUGAUAUAUGGUCGGUCGGCUGUAUAAUGGGGGAAAUGAUAAGAGGCGGCGUUCUUUUUCCUGGCACUGAUCACAUCGAUCAGUGGAACAAAAUAAUCGAGCAGCUUGGUACGCCCGCGCAAGAAUUUAUGCAACGACUUCAACCGACAGUGAGAAAUUACGUCGAGAACAGGCCACGGUAUCCUGGCUAUCCGUUCGAAAGGCUAUUCCCCGAUAUAUUAUUUCCCACGGAUUCCUCGGAACACAAUAGACUGAAAGCGAGCCAAGCCAGAGAUUUGCUGUCGCGAAUGCUCGUUAUCGAUCCGGAACGGCGUAUUUCCGUGGACGACGCUUUACUGCACAAUUACAUAAAUGUCUGGUACGACGAGGGAGAGGUCAAUGCUCCGGCACCAGGUCCUUACGAUCAUAGCGUAGACGAGAGAGAACACACGGUCGAUCAAUGGAAGGAAUUGAUCUACCAGGAAGUGAUGGAGUAUGAGACAAGUCACAACCCAGCGACCUCGGCUCAACCCUCGGAAAGUGCAGGCUCACGGUAGACGGAAGGAAAUUCGUGUUUACUCGCUGACACGUCGUCGAACGCGAAGAACUCACCGGAACGAUGAGAAUUAUUCGCAAUAACGAGUUUCAAGAUCGUCGAAAUAUCGUACGAUCAAUAAACCAAUUACAAAUGAGACGAAAUAAAAUAAAAUUCGGUAGAGAUAAUUUGCCGAUAUUUGGCACCUCGAGUUGUAUCGUGGUGUCAAUACGACGAGGAAUAAACAAACAAAAAACGGAAAAGGUACGAAGUUGAGUGCGCGCCGAUCCUCUUCUCCGUUUCUUGUUCGAUUGGCGGAAUUUUUCGGGGGCAAUUAUACACGAAACACACACACACACACACACACACACACACACACAUAUAUAUACACUUUAAUAAAAUGCAAAAAAAGAAAAUGAAAUAAGUAUAAACAUCGCCGCGAGCGCAAGACAAAAACGUCGAAAUUGAAAAUGAGAACGUGCGAUUUUCGCAACGAUGUUAAGAGACAGAGAUUAAUCCAUGCGGGACACUAUCUUCUAGGCUAAUCAUUCAGAGUGUACCAAUGCAAGGUAUACGAUAUUUUGAUAAUAGAUAAUUAUUCCUUCCCCGAGGGAAUGACAAUAGCAACGUAACCUACUAUCUUUCGUAUGGCAGGAAGGAAGCCCAAUAAAUAAUGGAUUGAGAUUCGGAAUGCAACAGAUUCGUCCGUUUGAAAGGAAAGUCACAGAGGAAUGAGAUUUGAGGAAUGAAAUAGGCACUCGCAUGCAAAAAACAAUAAGCUUAACGACGAAACAAAUUUUCAUAACGCUAGGGAAUCAGGCUCGAGAUUUCAGAGUGCGAAAUAAAAGAGAACAAGAGAUCAAGAUAGUGAAAAACGGUAUCGAGCGAGACACGACUGGAUAAUAUUAUGUCGAAAUCUCACAGUUUACAGAAUUUCAGAGAUAAACUUGUGAGAUGUGAGUGGGCGAAUAAAUGUGUGUGUAUGGCGCGUUUCAGAUAAUCCUGAAGAUCAAACCUGCAAUAGACGUCUCGUGAGUUGUCACGUCGCCGUUCAUAGCUGUACAAUUUUUUACUCCUUACUUGGGGACGAAGCGUGUGCGACAAAAGUAAGAAAUCAAUAUGAAAAAUAAGAACGAUAAUCGGGCGAAACGACGAAUAUCACAUUCCCGCGGGCGUUGAAAUACACAAAAUGAGUGUCGGUGAAUGCUGUUGUUGGUUUUUGUCCUUUUAUUAUUAUCAUUGAUAUUGAAAUUUUAUUCGAUUUACCCUCCCGCCUCGAGAGAGUAUUUUCCUCCAAACACGAUAAAUGUGAAGAGCAAAAGUGCGUGGGCGAGUGAGUGACACGAAACAUAAAACUGAUCAGUGUCCUCGUUAGAAAUGUGAAAAUUCUUCAUUUUUGUACAUCCCAAAACAAACGAGACGGAGGGAGUGAGAGGAAAAACCCGCACGAAUCAUAGGCCCGAGUACGAGAAUAGGGGAAAAAGGAAAAAAAGUGAUUUUCCGAAGCCCGGAUCGUGAGAUCUUGGAUCAGGCGAGAAUUAUUGGAGUCGAUUGAAUCUGGCGAACGGAUUGGAAACAUGAAUUAUUGUAUUUAUUACGAACUACUUGGAGGAGAGACAAAGAGAGAGCGAGUAAGAAAAAAACCACCAAAUAAAUUAACGAAACGGCCAUUCGCGAUGAGCGAAGGAAAAUGAAAAAUUCAAUAAUUGUGGAAUAUGAACGUGGAGUGAUUUGUAAUUGUAAACGUUGAAUUUUUAUUUUCCACGAUGAAUAGUUAUGUGAAUAUAUUGCUACAGUCCGAUCCAAAUAAUCAAGCUUUUGUAACACUAAUUAUAAUAAAUAAUAAAGAAAAUAAGUAAUUUUAACGAUAAUUGCUAAUAUUACGUAAUUGUAUUGCGCACGAUAUUUACAAUUAGGUAUGAAGCAAGGAUGCGAACGAGUUUGCUAAUCGAGUUGCCGGUGAGAAUGAGACGAUGCGAGAGUGCUAGAAUUAAGAUUGCGAGGAGGUAUGAUGAUUUUGUGUGUUCCUUUUAUCCUUAUUUUUUAUUUUUCAUUUUCAAAAUGUUUAGUCAAAGCGGGGUACGGGCUUGACCAAAAAUCUUUGAGAAAUUCAUUCACGAAGUGGAACAUUCGUUAUUGCGAAAUACGUUUGUACUAAAUAUUGUAACAAAAAGUACUCGAGAGGGCGAGAGCGAAUUCAUCGAAAUAUUUUCGCAUUUGAAUCAAGGGCGAAUGUAACAUUUUGCUAACUCAAUUAUUAAAUGAAUUAAACCUCGUUUUCACAUUUAUAAUUGACCCAUCAGCCGUGCUAUUGAGCAAAUGAAUCUGUUUUCGUCGCUUCAAUAUUUCGAUGGACCGUGUCCGAAUCCCCUGAACCUCAGCACCGAGUUAGAUGAACGAAUGAAUUUUCAAACACUCUUAUCGCCCAGCCUAAGAAAUUCGCAAGUCAAAAGUCAAUUAUCGCUACUUACUAAAGAAUUUCUUUCGAAUCUACCUUACAGGGUAUAAACGAUCGUUGCCGUUUUUUAAGCGCGUUUAAUAAACACCAUUUUUCCACGUUUGGCGCAGCGAUUAAACACAAAUCUCAGAAGUUCGUCCAAAUUUUUGCUAACCAUAAUAUUCUUUGAGGCGGGGGUCUCUAAGCACAUUUCGAAUAUGCAAAAAAAAAAUGGCAUUUCUUCUUACAAUCCUGUCAAAAAAUCAGAAUCCCCUUCUCAUUAUCGAAGGGGUUGUCUUACAGAUCGGGAAAUUACUUCGAAAAAUAAUAUUCCCCCAGGAAUAUUGAGCGCGAUAAUCUCACUCUAAAAAUCCUUUAAUCAAUUGUACGUUUUUUCUCCAAGCGACUGCAAAAUAGACCAAGACGAUUAGUUUUUAUUUUUUUUUUCUUUUGCUCGGAGUCACUCCCCCCUUAAAUCGUCGAGCUUUACCAGGGUGCAAUUUUCAAUAAUAUCUAAUAAAAUAUUAAAGAGAGGAAUAAGAACGAGAAUCAUUCACGUGGGCGUGAUGAGAGCGAGCAGUAAAGAGGAGAGAAAUUUUUCGUACGUACGAGCGAUCUCCGGGUAUAAACCACAUCGCGGUUUCCCAAAGAUUUUUGGGCUCCGUGCUUGGCGCACGUGGGAGAGAAGAGCGGGGGGGGGGGGGGGGGUGAAGUGAUAUAUCCGAGUAAUAUUAAAAUGCAUAAAUACAAUAUAUGAAAAUAUAUAUAUGUAUAAAUAUGACGAUGACGAUUGAGAGAGUGAAAGGACAAAACAAAAGGAAGAACAAAACGACACACCGCGAUAGAUAAUGUAAUAUGAGAGAAAGCGAAAGAGAAAGAAGAAAAACGCUCUAGCUGUAAGGAUGACGAACUAUAAUUAAUUAUUUAACGCGAAAAGAGAGAGAGAGAGAGAGAGGGGGGGGGGGGGGGAGAGAAAAGAAUGAGAAAGGUGAAAAUAACAAAUUGAUUAACGAUAAUUCUCUUAUUAGGGCGUUUAGGGGGCAAAAGUUGCGAGACAAAAUAGAAUUGUAAAGAAGUGAGUUUACCUGUGCUGCGAGCGAUACUGACGUAACGUCGAAAGGAGGAAAAUAAUUGGGGGGAAAAAGUGAGAAAAAAAAUGAGAAUAAAACCAAAAUCAGUGAAAACAAAUAAAUGAAAAAGAGAAGAAAAAAAAACGAAAAAAAUAAAUAAACGGUCGUAGUCGGUGAAAAUGAAGAAAACAAAAAAACAAAAUAAUAAUGUCCAUGUUGCUAAUUUAGUGGUGAGGUAGUUUCGCGCGUAGUGACGACGUUUUUAUUAGUGACUUACAGUUAGAGAUGAGUCGAGGCCCGAUUAGUCGAGGACUAAUUUGAAAAUGAAAUAAGAAAAUAAAACUUGACAACACACAGAUUUAAUAAAUUAAUACAAUACGACAAACAGCAACAGCAUCAACUACAAAAAGAGUUUGGAAAAAAAAACAAAGAAACACACGUGUAGCUUUUAGAAUAACUUAGACUAGAUAUUUAUAGAUGAUCAUUGAGAGCCCGUUCCUUCUCGUUAGAAUGUGUGUAGCACCGUUGAGGAAAAUUCAUUGCGAAGUCCGAUACGUCUCAUGGCACGGAAGUGAGCACUGUCGACUCGUUCAAAAUUUCUUCCAGUUCUUAUUAAUUCUUUCCCUCUCGUUUUCUUUUUCAAUAAAAUUCACUAUUUCUGUUCGGUAUUUUUCAUCACGACUGAUUAUUAUGAAUCUUUGAGAAAACGAUGCAAUUUCGAUUGACUUUUUGCUUUCAACUCUCCACAUAAAGUUUUCUUCUUGAACUCGAUUCGAUGACUUUUUCAUCUAAAACAACGACGUCUCACUUCGUCGGAUGCCUUGAUGUUAAAGGAUUUCUAAUACAAUGUUACGUUAUUCGUUUCUGGUGUCAUUUUUUCUGGUUUCACCCUCUGUCACGGCCGCUAAAUCGCAGGGUAAAUUGUAACCUCGAUGAAAGCUCUUGCGAGCCCUUGAUUGUACAGUUUUUUCCCAUUGUUCAGCUCCGCCGAUCGACCACGAAAGGCUGAGGAAGGGCUCCACCUUCGAAAGUAAAAAAGUCCCGAUCUCUUGAUCCACGUUUGAAAAAUCGGCAAAAAGAAUUCCUGGGGAAAUAUGCUGUAAAGAAUUUUUCGAGUGAGAUAAAGAAAAAUGAGUUUUUUCGUGCUCUGUAGAUAAAGUUGUGAGAGAAGUGCUAUUUUUUAAAGUGGUUCUUCUGCAAUGAGUGCACUUCCGGCAAUUUUUAACAGUCCCUUGUUUAAGCGUUCGUUCGAAAAUGGGAGAAUUUUUUCGAUAAAGGAGCGUGGGGCCCCUCCCCUUAAUCCUGAUUUUCAUGAAUUUCAACGUCUGUACCAAUAUUUUCUUCUCCUCUCUGUCUCUCUUCAUGGCAUUUUCUCAUUGAGAAAAGUACCGGAAGAAACAAAAGUUCUCCGAUCGACGGAGCCAUUUUUUCUAGACGAAGCUUCGAGGAGACAAACAUUUUGUCACUUGGAGGUAGAUGAGGAAAAGGAGGAAGAGAACGAAAGAAAAAAAAACGAAAAAUAUGAAGAAAAAAAAAACGAAAAACAAAACAUAAAAAUCAAUAAUAAUAAGCAAGAAAAAAUGAAGCGCAGUGUAAUCCUAAUUUAUUAUAAAUAUUACAACAUUAAUAUUAACUGAUAUAUACCUCUUCUGUAAAUACGUUUAACGAAUAAUUAUUAUGAUUAUACUCCUUAAUGAUAGUGAAAAUGAAAAGAAAAAAGAAACAAAACGAAGUGAUGAAAGGACAUAAAGUUUGAAUAACAUCCAUCAUUGCGAUAAAGGUUUUGAAAGAAAAAAAAAAACAAAACAAAACAAAACAAAACAAAAACAAACGAAGAAGAAAGAGUUGAGGAAAGGAACAAAAGUGCUGAUGAUUUAUUUGUGAAUAUGAGGGGAGGGGGAUUGCGGUGGGAAUGCAAUUUGGGAUACUGACGGUCCUCAUGAGCGACUCGACGAUACUCCUUUAUCGUUGUAUUUUCCAAAACGGUAUAAAUAUUAUACAUAAUUUUUAUUAUAUAUAAAAAAUAGAAGAGAGGGAAGAGAAAGAUGGGAAGAAUGAAAGAUGCAGACGUACGCUAAUCUUAAAUAUCGAUCUCGACGGUCGUGAGAGCUCCCUCGUCAUCGAAAAUGCACGACGAUAAUAACGAGUAGUCGCGAAUCGGAGGCAUAUUACGAAUGAUGGAGAAUGGAGAAAAAUUGGUGAUCAUCAGCGCGUCGUUCGUGUACUUCGAUGAGAGAGAAACGAGCGGUUUUUAAUGGCUUUGUGUUCUGUAAUAUCGAUAACGAUGAUACGAUGAUGAUGAUGAUGAUGAUGAUGAAGUUAGGACAGAAACUUUAGACGUAGACUGACUAAAGGGGUUCCUAAAAUUCAAGAUGACGAAAAAGAGUAAAUAAAUGCUUACCGUUGUAUCGUGACAAACGAGACGAUAUUGUUUUUCUCCGCUACUGUGCAAUUAAUCUCACAUUAAAUGUUUCAAAUUGAGAGUCCACACUUUUAUUUUUAUCAUAGUGAGGUUAUCCCAUUAAAGUUAUCGGUCCACUCGACCCAGUCAUUGGUAUCUUUCUCGUGCCAUGAUACGUCGGUUACGAGGAAGAAUAAUAAAAAGAAAAAUAAUGGUGAAAGAAUGCGAAAAAGGACGCUCGGAUUUCCGUCUAUCAGUAUCCCUUCCCGAUACAAUUAGAUAAAGAAAAAACAAUGAAAUAAGAGAAGAAGAAGGAAAAAAUAAGAAAAACAAAAAAACGCAGAAAUGAAACUGAUGAAACUAUCGUAAUUGUAUAAUCAUUUAUGAUCGAGAGUUGGGCACAGGUUUCAACCACACACCGCUAGCGUUUAAAACAAACGAUCAUUAUUUAUUGGCAACUGAACCAAUGCUCAAUGACGCUGUUGGUUUAAAUUAAUAAAGAAAAAGCUGAUAACUUU